CUAUCUAUCUGGUAUACAGGAAAGACUCAACUCAAAAUUGAACCGGAGUCCAAACGUUUGCCUGCUCUGCUCUCUUGUUUCUCCUGUUGUAUAUUUUCUUAUUGCCGUCCUCUUCCCGCGCAACGAACGCAGGCAUUUUGAUUUUGAAGAAAUGCACGUUAGCUGUUCCGGCAUCCGAUCGAAAUGUACGUAACGGAGGCGGAGGGCGUUCACGCUCGCUCGAUGGACGCCGGCGACAUCGUGAAGAUCUGGCCGAUUUAUUUUCACGAACACGACUCCUCUUUGCCGCUCGACGAUCGUUUGUUCAAGCUCACAGUAGGACUCGCCCAAUUCUUCUCUACCCCAAUAGGAGAAGUUCUCAUUUCUCAGAUGUUUAUAUUCAAUUGAUACGAAAAGACGAUAUUUUCAAUUCUACUGAGUUUGGAUUUUAAAAUUUUGAACCCCUAAAAGGCGAAGAAAAGAGUUAGGGAUGACGAUGGCACCUUCAUUUUUCCGAUUGACCUCCAACAUUUCAGAAAAACAUGCGAAGUUGAAAAUAUCUUAUCGUCCCUAGAAGCAACACCGAAAGAAGUCUUUUUGUGCAUGGCUGUUGCAGUUCACAAGUAGAUUCUGUUGCCCAAGUUGGAGAAGAGUCAAAUGGAGUACGAUGUGAAGAUAAACAUUCGGCCGCAUAACUACCCAGAAUCAAUGAUUGCUUUGAAGAACUUAAAAGCUGCCUAUAUUGGCAAACUUGUAUCGGUACGUGGUACUGUCAUCAAAGUUAGCAUGGUUAGGCCUUUAGUGGUGCAAAUGAAUUUUACUUGUGCAAAGUGUGGAGCAGACAUUACGCGCACCUUUCCUGAUGGGAAAUACUCACCGCCAGCUGUUUGUACUUUCCAUGGAUGCAAGAGCAGAACUUUUAAUCCAAUGAGAUCUACAGCUAGAACCAUAGAUUUCCAGAAAAUAAGGAUUCAGGAGUUGCUGAAGUCAGAACAUCAUGAGGAGGGACGGGUACCUCGAACUGUAGAGUGUGAACUAACUGAAGAUCUUGUUGAUGCUUGCAUCCCUGGAGAUGUGGUGACUGUCACUGGAAUUAUAAAAGUAAUAAACAACUACAUGGAUGUCGGAGGAGGAAAAUCAAAAAGCAAGAAUCAAGGACUAUAUUAUUUGUAUCUAGAGGCAGUUUCAAUUAUAAACUCCAAAUCCCAGUCUGUAUCUGAAGAUUUGCAAGAUACCAGUGCUAACAUUAGAACGACAGAGAUGCUUGAUUUGUAUUCAUUUUCUCAAAGGGAUUUGGAAUUUAUUGUUAAGUUCUCAGAGGAGCAUGGUUCAGAUAUAUUCCGUCAAAUACUUCAAUCUAUUUGUCCCUCUAUUUAUGGGCACGAGCUUGUUAAAGCGGGGAUAACACUAGCCCUGUUUGGAGGUGUACAAAAGUAUUCGUCGGAUAAGAACAAAGUCCCAGUGAGAGGAGACAUCCAUCUAAUUAUUGUUGGUGAUCCUGGAUUAGGUAAGAGCCAACUUCUUCAAGCAGCAGCAGCUGUUUCUCCAAGAGGCAUCUAUGUUUGUGGUAAUGCUACAACAAAUGCUGGCCUUACAGUGGCUGUUGUGAAGGAUCCAAUGACAAACGAUUAUGCAUUUGAGGCUGGUGCCAUGGUGCUUGCAGACCGUGGAUUAUGCUGUAUUGAUGAAUUUGAUAAAAUGUCUGCUGAGCAUCAGGCUCUACUAGAAGCAAUGGAGCAGCAAUGUGUCUCUGUUGCAAAGGCUGGACUGGUAGCAAGUUUAUCAGCGCGAACUUCUGUGCUGGCAGCAGCAAACCCUGUUGGGGGUCAUUAUAACCGUGCAAAAACUGUCAAUGAGAAUUUGAAAAUGAGCGCUGCUCUCCUUUCACGAUUUGAUUUGGUCUUCAUUUUACUAGAUAGACCUAAUGAACUUCUGGAUAAGCGAGUAUCUGAACACAUUAUGUCACUGCAUGCAGGAAAUGGGGAGCAUUCACCAGCAGCCAAAAAACAAUGCAGCAGAGCCUUGCAAAAUGAUGGAGGAAUAGGUUUGAGUGUAAGAGCUGGUUCUUUAACCUCAAGAUUGAGACUUGACCCAAAGAAAGAUAGAGAUUUUGUUUCGUUGCCUGGUCCUCUUCUUCGCAAAUUUAUUGCUUAUGCAAGAUCUUUUGUCUUUCCCAGGAUGUCAAGAUCUGCAGCAGAAAUUUUACAGGAAUUCUACUUAAGAUUGAGAGACCGUAAUACUUCAGCUGAUGGUACACCAAUAACAGCAAGGCAGCUGGAGAGUCUUGUAAGAUUGGCAGAAGCCCGAGCUCGAGUGGAAUUGAGGGAAGAAAUAACAGCUCAAGAUGCUUUGGAUGUGGUUGAAAUUAUGAAGGAAUCCUUGUAUGAUAAGUAUGUAGAUGAACAUGGUGUUGUAGACUUUGGUCGGAGUAGUGGAAUGAGUCAACAGAAGGAAGCAAAACGAUUUCUCAGUGCUCUCAAUAAGCAAUCAGAGUUGCAGCAAAAGGAUUGCUUUUUGAUUUCUGAAAUAUACAGUUUGGCAGAUAGAAUUGGCCUAAGAGUUUCAGAUAUUGAUACAUUUGUGGAAAACUUGAACAGUGUUGGUUAUCUUCUUAAGAAAGGACCAAAAACAUAUCAGGUAUUAUCAUCAUCUUACUCUCGGAGUCAAUCGUCGAGGUCCAGGUGCUGAAGUUGGACAGCAUUGUGACAGGAACCUUGUUCUAGAUAUCCUCACACAUAUAUAGGCAAACACUACCGGUUUUGUAUUAUAUGUAUACAGUAAAUAGUAUGGUUACAUCAAGAUCCAUUUUCUACCAAGUUCCACCGGUGGCUUGUUUUCUUAUUCUAUUAUUUUGAGGUUCCCUUUUUGAUAAGCAUUGCAGGUUUUUUCAUGGGAUCAUUAGUGAGGAACCUGAAUGUAUAAAGAAUAAUGUUGCAGUUGGAAUUUAAGUUCUAGACAUCUUUUGCCCUGCAA
Messenger RNA from Nelumbo nucifera (sacred lotus), 2952 nucleotides. RefSeq names its product minichromosome maintenance 8 (gene MCM8). NCBI's taxonomy places the organism in Eukaryota, Viridiplantae, Streptophyta, Magnoliopsida, Proteales, Nelumbonaceae. Gene Ontology annotation, cellular component: nucleus; MCM complex. The record is from RefSeq and is a predicted model, not a curated record. Gene Ontology annotation, molecular function: ATP binding; single-stranded DNA helicase activity; ATP hydrolysis activity.